Messenger RNA from Limulus polyphemus (Atlantic horseshoe crab), 694 nucleotides. RefSeq lists its product as uncharacterized. Lineage: Eukaryota; Metazoa; Arthropoda; Merostomata; Xiphosura; Limulidae. The annotation marks the transcript as partial. The transcript is spliced from 3 exons. The record is from RefSeq and is a predicted model, not a curated record.
UGUUCAAAAGUGAUUACAUAAGAAAUCCUUUUUAAUGAGAACUGGAAACGAUUUUCCUGUAAGUCAAGAACAAUUUGAGAUUGGAACGAUCAAGACGUGGAUGAAAAGAUGCCCUUUGUCGACGAUGAACUUUUCUGGUGCGCGGACGUCGACGGAAAAAUAGUAGACUUGUCUUGUUUGGACAGUGGACCAAAUGUUAUCGUUCAACAACAACCUGAAGAUUUUCAGGUUUUGCCAAACACUGACCAUCCAGCUAUGGUACAUGGACUAGAAGAUGAACAAGAAGAGCUUUUGCGCCAACUUUCUGAACCAGGUUUGGAAUUAGACAAUUUGUUUACAAAUACCGACGUUAAGGUAGACUCCGCAAGGAAUCCGUGGAUGUUAUCGGAUUCUUUGUUUGGACUCACGUCGUCUCACCGAAAAAGAAAGAAGCAGCGAAGUUAUAAUGAAUUUGCUCGUUCAUGUUGUUCUUUAAUAUCAUCUGGAGUUUCAGAUAUAUCUUCUUCUAAAACGGUAAACACACCUGACGAACGCCAGGUAGCGCUCUUUACACAACUUUUUUCUUCACCCGCCCUCUGUGUACCAAUCAAAAAGAAUCGUCCAUUGCCAAUGGAAACUAACUUUUCAACUUCAGAAUCUAACAUCACAACGACAGACUGUUUCAAACCAAUGAAUUAUGGAGGUGCAAAAAAUG